UUCUACUUUGGGGGACAUUUCCAGGAAGGUUUCAGCCCCAUGGACUUUUCCGUCGGCCCCCGCCUCACUGCCUUCCCACCCGAAAGACUGUUGAGAGUGUUCUCAGGGUAGCUGCGCAGAGCAAGUUAAUAAAUACUUCUGGAUAAGUCGCUGGGACUCAGUUUGCCGUGAAGUACCACAUAAGUUUAGAUUAGAAAAGCUCAGGCGAAAGGCUAUUUGACGGAAGUUUGGAGGAGCUCUAACUUGGGUAGUCUCAAUGUCUCUUCCAACACUUACUUGCUCAAGUUCAGCACUGAACUACCACUCAGGAAACCGGGGUUCCGCCAGUUCAUAUGACCUCAGGCGGGUCAUGCUUUCCAGAGUGUCAAGUGUUUUCAAUGGCACCUCAAUUGGCAGCUAGAUUUCAGUAUUAGAAGGGCCCCAGAUUCUUCUGCUCUGACAUUGGCCAGUUUGGUGCCUGGGCCAAGUCUCUUAAACCAGUAAGUAAAGAAAGAUGGUCUCUGAGACACUUGGGGUGACUGGAGGUAGGCGGUUGGUGGGUCUUAUGAUGGUUUUGCAGCUAGAUUAUCUGGAAAACUACUGUGGGGGAGAUGGCAAACUGAAUGUGAGGAGGAGUGGGACUUUUCUUCAGACACUAGGUUUCUCACUUUGGGGACCCCAGAGAUGGCACUUAGACAUGACAUUCAGGCAAAGAACUGGUGUCCUCGUUUGCCUGAGUCUCACUCAGUGCACCCAGUAAUCCUGGGAGAAGAGGGUAAUGAAUCACCCAGGGCUAUUUUCAAACCUUGACUCCUGCAGCAGCACCAGCACCCACGCCCACUCUAAGGGUUGCGGUCCCUGCCUGUGCCGUCACUAUCCUUGCUGUCUGGGUUUCCUCUCGCCUUCACCUUCUUGGAAUGAAAGGGAGACAUUUCUUUCCUGGGGACUGGAGGUGGGCAGCCCAAGGCACAAGUGGUGUCUAGAAGCUGAGGCCAAAAAAGCAUGUGAAUGGCUCCGGGCCACAGGAUUCCCUCAGUAUGCUCAGCUUUUUGAAGAAGGUGUAUUCCCCCUGGAUAUUGGCUCUGUGAAGAAGGACUACAGUUUUCUGGACCAGGACUCUCUGGGGGCCCUGUGCAGGAGGCUGAUGACCCUGAACAAUUGUGCUUCGAUGAAGCUCGAGGUUCAUUUUCGAUGCAAGCAGGAUGACGACUCAGAAGAGGAGGAGCAAUGCACCAUCAGCAGCCACUGGGCCUUUGAGCAGGAAAGCAAGUGUGGGUCUCUCACGGGCUCUUCUGCCCUGCUGGCCCCACCAAGCCCUAGCCUCCCGGGGACCUCAAGCUGUGAAAGUGUCCUCACCGAGCUUAGCGCUGCCUCUCUGCCAGCCAUCUCCGUGAGCCUUUCGCCAGAGUCAGCAGACCUGCCCUUGUUAGGUCAUGUCCCCAGCCCAAGUAACCAGCCCUUCCUUAGUCCCACCCAGGGCCAGGAGGGUUCCCAAGACAAAGUGAAGAAGCAUUAUUCCAGAAGCUUCCUCAAGCACCUCGAAUCUCUGAGGAGGAAGGAAAAGGGUGACAGCCGGCAAACAGAACCUGAGCAACGCUUAGCCACCUCAGAAAAGGCCACUAAAGCCUCAUCUUUCCGCACUUGCCGUGGCCUCCUCUCAGUUGGAUUUCACAGGGCCAAGAACAGGGUCACCACUUCACCCAGGGUCAGAGAUGGUGAGACUCAGAAAACCUGGGAGGCUUGGCCUGUAGCCACAUUCCGGCAUCCUCAGCCUAAUCGCAGGCAUGACUGCCUGGUGCAUGUGCCUAGGGACCAUAAGCCAGGCACAUUCCCUCGUUCUCUGUCCAUUGAAAGCCUUUGUCCAGAUGAUAGUCGUCACCUGGCAGAUUGGCAGCCAAAUAGGUGCUGGGGCUAUGAAGGGCGCCGGGGCUCCUGUGGUUCUACCGGCAGCCAUGCCAGCACUUACGACAACUUGCCUGAGCUGUACCCAGCUGAGCCUAUACAGGCUGAGGCUGAAGAUGAAGAUGAGGAGGGUGAAGGCAGCUAUGCCCAUCUAGAUGACAUCCUAGAGCAUGUGUGGGGGCUACAGCAACGGGUAGAGCUGUGGUCUCAGGCCAUGUACCCAGACUUGAGGCCUGGAGAUAAGGAGGAGGAAGAGGAGGAGGAAGAGGAAGCUACUUCAUCAGUGGAAAUAGCCACAGCUGAGGUGGAAGGCCAGGAUGAAGCUCUAGCCCAGGCAGAGUCCCAAGUCCACAGAGGUUUCCCAACUGAAGUCAAGGAGGAAGUCCCACUGAUAGUCCUGGAUCAGGCCCCGACUGUGGUUGAACCAUUGGUACAGGCUGAGGCUCCAGCCCAGGCCCAGCAUCCUGAGCAAGACGCAAAUUCAGCCGCAGAGCCUAUUUCUGCCUCCAGCCUGUCCGUGGAGGAAGGGCAUUCCAUUUCUGACACAGCGGUAUCCUCCAGUGAACUUGACAGUAGUGGCAACUCCGUGAAUGAGGCAGAUGUUGCAGACGCCCUGGCGGGACCUAACGCAUCAGUACCCCGUGAACGGCGUGACUCGGGUGUCGGGGCCUCACUUACCAGACCAUGCAGGAAACUUCGUUGGCACAGCUUCCAGAAUUCCCACCGACCUAGUCUCAACUCAGAGUCACUGGAGAUCAACAGGCAGUUUGCAGGCCAGAUCAACUUGCUUCACAAGGGCUCUCUGCUGCGGCUCACUGGCUUCAUGGAAAAGUACACUGUGCCCCACAAACAAGCCUGGGUAUGGUCAAUGCCCAAGUUUAUGAAAAGAAACAAAACCCCAGACUACCGGGGACACCAUGUAUUUGGAGUGCCACCCCUCAUUCAUGUCCAGCGUACAGGCCAACCCUUGCCCCAGAGCAUUCAGCAAGCUAUGCGCUACCUACGAAGCCAGUGCCUAGACCAGGUGGGCAUCUUUCGCAAGUCUGGGGUCAAGUCCAGGAUUCAGAGCCUACGCCAAAUGAAUGAGACAUCCCCUGACAACGUCUGCUAUGAGGGCCAGUCGGCCUACGAUGUGGCUGAUUUACUGAAGCAGUAUUUCCGAGACCUGCCUGAGCCCAUUUUUACCAGCAAGCUCACCACCACUUUCCUACAAAUCUACCAGCUCCUCCCCAAAGAACAGUGGUUGGCAGCGGCACAAGCUGCCACCUUGCUGCUCCCUGACGAGAACCGAGAAGUGCUACAGACCCUGCUCUAUUUCCUAAGUGACAUUGCCUCUGCUGAGGAAAACCAGAUGACAGCUGGCAACCUGGCAGUGUGCCUGGCACCCUCUAUCUUCCACCUCAAUGUCUCCAAGAAGGACAGCCCCUCACCCAGGAUCAAGAGCAAACGAAGCCUGGUUGGCCGGCCAGGCCCCAGGGACUUGAGUGAGAACAUGGCUGCCACACAAGGUCUAUCACACAUGAUCAGUGACUGCAAGAAACUUUUCCAGGUACCCCAGGAUAUGGUGGUGCAACUAUGUGGUUCAUACAGUGCAGCUGAGCUCACCCCUCCUGGGCCAGCCCUGGCUGAGCUAAGGCAAGCACAGGCUGCUGGGGUGAGUCUGAGCCUUUACAUGGAGGAGAGUGUGCAGGAGUUGCUCCGGGAUGCUGCAGAACGCUUCAAGGGAUGGACCAAUGUGCCGGGGCCCCAGCACACAGAGCUGGCUUGCAGGAAGGCACCAGAUGGGCACCCUCUUCGGAUGUGGAAGGCAUCCACAGAAGUGGCUGCCCCUCCAGCUGUGGUGCUGCAUCGUGUCCUUCGGGAGCGGGCCCUGUGGGAUGAGGACCUACUGCGGGCCCAGGUGCUGGAAGCCCUGAUGCCAGGUGUGGAACUGUACCACUAUGUCACUGACAGCAUGGCACCCCAUCCUUGCCGUGACUUUGUGGUGCUCAGGAUGUGGCGCUCAGACCUGCCUCGUGGUGGGUGCCUCCUUGUCUCUCAGUCCCUGGAUCCUGAGCAACCCGUGCCAGAGUCUGGAGUACGCGCCCUCAUGCUCACUUCCCAGUACCUCAUGGAACCCUGUGGCCUGGGCCGCUCUCGCCUCACUCAUAUUUGCCGCGCUGACCUCAGGGGCCGUUCUCCUGACUGGUACAACAAAGUCUUUGGGCACUUGUGUGCCAUGGAAGUGGCAAAGAUCCGAGACUCCUUCCCAACACUUCAGGCAGCUGGCCCUGAAACAAAGCUAUGAGUCUUGGGCUGACACUGCCCAGGCACCUGCCACCAAAGAAAUGAGUGGGAAUAAGAACUGAGACGCCUUUAGGGACACAGCCAGGCCUAAGUGGCCCAGCUGCCUAUCCUCUUGCAUUUUAAUGCUACUCUGCACAUACACCAGAGAAGAGAGCGUAGGUGUCCUGCCUCCACCCACCCUCAUCCCCACACUACCUUCUGACCUCACAAGCGAAGAGAAUCUUGUUAGUGGCAAGAAGAUCGUUGCUGUCCACCUGACCAAGAAGAUGCUACUGCAUCUGGAGGCCCAGCAGGGGAAGAAGGUGGAGAGCACUGUGCAGCCUGGGCUCUCUUCUGUCAUACCAAGAAGCCAGGCCAUGAGUUUUGGUGCUAGGGUUCUUUUGAGUUUGAAUAUGGGGUCUGAUCCUGCCUUUGGGGUCAACAUGGACCCUGAAUACAGGUCUGGAACACCAGCUGGGGUAAGCACAGGGAAACACCAACCACCACAAUCCAUUUUAUUUAUGUAAACAUGAUGCUUUAUGAAGAAGCCUCCGAGUGGCCCUAUGAGCCCUUAGUAGGUAACAUGACGAACUGGGAUACCUUGAGAUAUGAGGCAAGCCCCAAGACACCAAUGAACCAUUCUCCCCUACUUUGACCCACACUUCCUCUAUUACUCCCCAGAGUUGUUGGCAACCUUUGGCCACUCAUGGCCAUAGAGACAAAUGAGUUAGCUUAUUCCCAUGACACAGGCCAGGCCAAAGCUGACAGUGGCAGCAAGAUAUACAAAUGUAUCCUCAUGCAUUUUGCCCAUGGUGGUGAUCUAUAAGAACAGUUCUUUCGAUCUGAGAGUAGCUGCUUUUCCAGAGGUCCUGAGUUCAAUUCCCAGCAACCACACAGUGCUGCAGAACCAUCUGUAAUGAGAUCUGAUGCCCCCUUCUGGUGUGUAUGUAGACAGCUACACAGUGUCUUCAUAUACAUCAUAAAUAAAUAAUUCUUUUUUAAAAAAGUAAAACCAAGUGUCCUAAAACAAAGCAAACAAACAAGCAAAACAGAGAGAGAGAGAGAGAGAGAGAGAGAGAGAGAGAGAGAGAGAGAGAGAGAGAGAGAAACCAAAAGAACAGUCCAUUCCUAGAGUAGACACCCUGGAAAAACACAAGGAAGGGCCUCCUUUAGCCAUUCUGGGCUUGAUACCAGCCUGAUCUAUUCCAUCUACUGGUUAUGUUUGUUCAGAUAGAAACCAAACAGCCAUUCAGAGGCCAAGUGGUGCUUUCUUUGUCUUUGGCUGAUUUAACUGGAUUUCGAUGGGUUGCAGCUAUCAUUGUAAUGUUAAUCCUGUUUUCUCCAUACCUAUAAAUACUGUACAGCCAAAAUAUAUAUGUGUAUAUGUAUAUAUAUACAUAUGUAUAUACCUAUACAUAUACACACAUAUCUGCAUGCACACACAGCUACUCCCUCUUGAGUACAUUAUACUCUCUGGAUGGGAGCAGGGUCUGGAGGGCCUGGACUAACACACUUCUGUUCUAAUGAGAAAGGAGAGGUGAAGGGCAGGCCACAGAAUUUCCCUCUGCAGAAUAAAGCAUGACUGGAGAUGCA
Molecule: messenger RNA, 5739 nt
Organism: Rattus norvegicus (Norway rat)
Lineage: Eukaryota; Metazoa; Chordata; Mammalia; Rodentia; Muridae
Source: RefSeq, a predicted model, not a curated record